This is a messenger RNA of Myiozetetes cayanensis, 1284 nucleotides long. Its product is annotated as signal-induced proliferation-associated 1-like protein 3. NCBI's taxonomy places the organism in Eukaryota, Metazoa, Chordata, Aves, Passeriformes, Tyrannidae. The transcript is spliced from 9 exons. The record is from RefSeq and is a predicted model, not a curated record. The annotation marks the transcript as partial.
GGGCUGGUCGGAGCCGCUGGCGCUGGGCUCGGGCGGCGGAGCCUGGGCGGAGCCGGAGCCGUUCCCGCGCCCGGCCGCGCUCCGCAGCAGCGGGGCUGGCAGUGGAGCGGCCCCACCGCGCCCAAACGCGCCAAACCCGGCCGGCACCGCAUCGAGCCGCCCACUGGCAAGAGACCCCUGAGCUUCCCGGAGACCCCCCAGGCCGCCCCGUCGCGCGCUGGACAGCCCUACCGGCAACCUUCCGGAAGCUUCUCAGCCCCCGGCGGCGCCGGCACGGCCUACGCUCGCUACAAACCCUCCCCGGAGAGGUACGGCGGGCGCUCGGCGUUCCCGGGGGAGCCGCACUCCGGACACUCCUCCGGACACUCCGGACACUCCUCCGGACACUCCGGACACUCCAGCCACGACGACUCCUCGUCCGGAGGAGGGAUCAGCAGCCACGAGGGCACCAUGGAGCGCCACAAACCGGAGCCCCUCUGGCACGUCCCGGCACAGUCGCGGCUGCCCGGCGGGAAACGCCCGGGCCGGCAGGAGCCCGGCGGGAAGGACUCGCCCAGCAGGCAUUCCAAGCCGGGGGAGCCGCCGUAUUCCAGCCAUUCCAGCACCAACACCCUGUCCAGCACCGCCUCCAGCGGCCACAGCGACGAGCGCUGGUCCGACCCGGCCGAUCCCGCGGGCUCCGACCCGAUCCCGACCCCAAUCCCAGCCCCAAUCCCACCAAGGGCGGCUCCAGCGACAGCGGCAUCGACGCCCCCGCCAGAGCCGGCCCCCAGCGGGACGCCAAGAUUCCCAAAUCCAGCAGCGGCGGCGCCGCCGAUUCCAGGCGGGAUCCGUCCCCCCCCUCCGGGAAGAGCUGCCGGCAGAAAAGCGGGAAUUCCGCCGCCCCCGACGCCUUCAAGCCCAGUUCCAGCCCCCGGCCCCUCCUCCCCUCCUCGGCCGCCCCCCAACUUUCCGCUUCCGUCCCCAAAUCCUUCUUCUCCAAGACCCCGGCAGGAGCUAAAGGCGGCGGCGCCGGAUGGAAACGGCCCGAGGAGCCCCUCGAGCCCAGAAAACAGACAGGUGAAUGUCUUCGGCCAGCCCCGUCUCCGGGCCUCGCUCCGCGACCUCCGCUCCCCCCGGCGCGCCCCCAAAUCCAGCAUCGAGGACGACCUGAAGCGCCUCAUCCUCAUGGAUUCCUCGGCCCCCGAGCCGGAAACCCCUAGGGUGACCCCCCAAAUUCCCGUGCAGCCCCUGCAGAGGACGCUGUCGGACGAGAGUCUGUGCGGGGGGCGCCGGACCCUCUGA